Larimichthys crocea (large yellow croaker) is the source of this 2197-nucleotide messenger RNA. Its product is annotated as adenosine receptor A1. The record is from RefSeq and is a predicted model, not a curated record. NCBI's taxonomy places the organism in Eukaryota, Metazoa, Chordata, Actinopteri, Sciaenidae. The coding region runs from base 935 to 1948 and encodes 337 amino acids. The transcript is spliced from 3 exons. Gene Ontology annotation, biological process: G protein-coupled adenosine receptor signaling pathway. Gene Ontology annotation, molecular function: G protein-coupled adenosine receptor activity. Gene Ontology annotation, cellular component: plasma membrane; dendrite; synapse.
ACUGGACACAUUAGAGAUGCUGAAUAUAACUUUCUAGUUUCCAAAAUAAAGCAAUUUAAUUUUCAUAGUCAAAUAAUGUGGUCACACAUGUAUGCUGAAAACCAAAUGACACAAGUUACAUAAUAUUCAACACACACGGACUUUUAUUCCUGACUCCAGGAUAGCCUAAGCUUUCGUGUUCUGAUAAUUGUUGCUAAAUUGUUGGUUCUGUUGUGAGAUGGUUGCAUGAAAAAGUUGUGGAAAGUAACUACAUACAAAAGUAUUGUACUUGUAUGGUAUGAUUUACUUAUGUAUUUACUUUACUUGAGUAUUUCUACCCUAUGGUUUACUACUACACAACAUUUGUGAGGGAAAUAUUGUAUCUUUAAUUCCACUUCAUUUAUUUGACAGCUUCAGAUAUUAGAUACUUAAUAAUAUACUUAAUAAAACUAGCCAACAGCAUGUAAAGUCCUUCAAAUUAGUUCAAACUGUUACAACUUUAAAAUAAAUAGCUAUAUAACACAUAUCAAACUCAGUAUAACUCAGUGGACAUGUUGUGAUUUGGAUAUUUUAAAUACAUUUUCCUGUACUUGUUAUUUAGUAUUUCCUCCUCCGAAGUCCUCUCCUCUUAAGGCUACUGAGGCACAUUCAUCAGAGUGGGGAAAGUAUGUUUAAUCACUGAUGAAAUACAGAUGGUGUCUCCACGGAGUGCACGCCUGUUGCGUGCACACAGGAGCGCAUGCAUGUUUGCAUAUAAAAAGCAUCUGUUCAAUGAUUUUCUGAACAUUUCAAGCCAAGAGCUGAAAGCAGAAACACACUAUCUGAACAGCAAACACAGGAUUAUGUUGGACUUAACUCAGCUGUGGAAUUUAUCCCACCAGUCCACGGCCUUCAAGGAAACCUGCUCUCUCAAACUUAAUAGUUUCUCUGUCUUUGCUGGUUUCCAUCUUCAGUGAUGGCUGAAUGGAGUUGGGUGGCCUACACAGCCUUAGAAGUGCUGAUUGCUGUGGCCUGUUGCCUAGGCAAUGUGUUGGUUGUGUGUGCGGUGUGUAUUGGUAUACGGGAUUCCCUUCGGGAGCCAACCUUCUGCUUCCUCGUUUCCCUAGCGGUGGCUGACUUUCUAGUGGGUGUGGCCGCUGUGCCCUUGGCUGUACUACUGGAUGGCUGGGUGAGUGUGACCCCUGACAUGUGCCUACUUCUCAGCUGUGUCGUGCUUGUGCUGACUCAGGCCUCUGUGCUGUCACUGCUAGCUAUAGCUGUGGACAGAUACCUCCGGUUACACACUCCACUCAGAUACAAAGCCCUGGCCACACAGAAGCGUUCAUGGAUGGCUGUGUCUGUUUGCUGGAUACUUUCCUGUCUACUGGGGUUCACGCCUCUGUUUGGCUGGCGUAACUACUCCUCUUUAGCAUCUGAUUCCACCAAUACAUCUUCUCCUUCCUUAACCUCUCCACCCUGCACCUUCCUCUCAGUUAUCUCCCUCCCCUUCAUGGUCUACUUUAACUUCCUGGGAUGUGUCAUGGCACCCCUACUGGUCAUGACCUUCCUCUACAUUCGAAUCUUCUGGAGCCUGCAGGGCCGUCUGAAAGAGAGCUGUCCUCAAGCCCAAGCCUCUCUGCUCAGGGAGAAGAGGCUGGCUUUCUCCCUGGCUUUGGUUCUCAUUUUGUUUGCUGGCUGCUGGAUUCCUCUGCACCUCAUGAACUGUCUGCUGCUGUUCUGUGGUCCUGAAGCUGUGACACAGGGGACACUAUAUACAGGGAUUCUCCUGUCACAUGCCAACUCAGCAGUCAACCCUGUGGUCUAUGCUUAUCGCAUCCCAAAGAUCCAGCAGGCCUACGGUCAAAUAUGGAGGCACUUCCUCGUGAACAUAAACUGCCGCCAUGGAGACAAGCAAGUUCGUCGACAAAGAACAGGCAGCCAAGUCAAUCACACAGAGACAUGUGGAUUAGGAGGGAAGACCACACCCUAAAGGAUCAUUGGGUCAUCUUAAUUCCAAUAUGUCUGAUGUCUGAAUUAAUGGAUUUUUAGUCAAUCAUGCAAUAACAUCUGACUAUCACUGUGUUCAACAGUCAUUAACAGUCACACUUUAUUACAGAUAAUCAACUGAGUAAAUACAGGCAGGCAGUGGAUGUUUGUGUGAAAUCCCAACCUGCAGUGUUCGGUUUGAAGUCUGCCAACUUUAUUUAAGUCAAAGCUAUCUCAUGAGUCUCCACUAGAG